Messenger RNA from Clonostachys byssicola, 306 nucleotides. The record is from the annotation of a GenBank genome assembly. NCBI's taxonomy places the organism in Eukaryota, Fungi, Ascomycota, Sordariomycetes, Hypocreales, Bionectriaceae.
AUGGAUCAGGGUCCGCCAAAUCUCCUCUCCCCCCCAGAGCUCACGCCUCUCGAGCAGGAGGUGCUCGACGAGUAUGAGCGACUGGCCGAGAACAUGAAGAAGGUCAGUCCUUGCCUCUACCUCACCCCUCUUGCCUCCACGCUCGAGCACCUCGCCUCGAACCCCAGCGCCGAGAUCCUCGACGGCCUGCGGGACCUGGAGCGCAAGACCAGCCUGGCCUUCACGCUGCUCAAGGCCAGCGUGUACAGCAUAGUCUUGCAGCAGGAGAUUGAUUGGGGUGAUGGGGCGCCUGCUGGGCAGUAUUGA